AUGGCCUCUUCACAUUCCGGAGCUGCCACGCUCCCCAAGGGGUUCCGCUACCACGACACCGACUCUGCCGAGCCCAAGACACCAGAACCCCCCCCCGCCACCGCCGACGCCGACCACGACCAGAGCCUCGACAGCAGCAUGCUGCAGCCACCGUCGCCACCUCGUCCCAGAUUCAAGCUCAAGAGGCGUGUCGUCUCCAGCUUCAACGCCCCGACCCAACAGUUUCUGGCAUCGGUCGCCGCUGCCGACGUGCCUAUUCCCAGCAUCGAAGAGAGCGCUACCAUGGCGUCCGACGAGAACAUGACGGGCAUGACGUAUUCGGAUCUCGCCAACACGAGGUAUCUUGACGAUCUCGACAUGGGCAACAGCAUUCGAGGGAGGACAGUUUCGCCCCCCAAGACCCCGGCACCCGGCUACGCCCCGUCCCUCUCCCCGAGGCGAUACCCCAACUGGUCGAGGGACUCGGCCGUCACCAGCGAAGAUGACGACGACGGCGACGAUUCCUCAGCCGAGUGGGAGUCGAGUCGUCCCUCCACUGCGCGGUCUACACACACCAGUGCCUCGCUUUUCAGCCGCUACUCCAUCACCUCUGACGAGCUCCAGUGUGCCUCGGUCGUAGAUCCAAGCGACCUCGGCUUCCGAUAUCACUUUGAGGAGCCCAGCAAGUCGGCCAACGCCUACUCGCAAACGACAUCCAAAGCCUCCAAGAUGAGGAAGGCGGCCUGGACCAGGCCAAUGAGCGAUCAUCUGUGGUCGACCUAUCUCACCUAUCUCCAGGACCCGAGCAUCACCCCCGUCCGCAACAGCAAGUCUGGCGUCCCUCCACAAGGUGUCUGCGCUCGUGUGGCCCGGGAGACGAAGAGGAGUUGGCGUGGGCCGAGGCCGAAGAGCGGCGCCGGCACCCACACGCCAACCCCCGAUUCUAGUACCUAUCUGCAGUGGCCGCACACCUACGCCGCCACGCGCGCUCACCUACGGGAGCUCUGCAAGCUCAAGGCCUCGUCACACGGCAUGCGCGCCAGUCAGUACAUCAAGCACAGCCCAACACCAUUCGGCCGCACCGCCACCAGAUUCUGGAAUCGUCGCUCGACACCGACACCCUCUGCCUUCUCUUCGAGGGACAUGGUCAUGUCCCUGACGCUAAGCACGGCUGCGUCGAUGCAGCCCCGGGGCCCGCUGGCCCAACUGACACAGUCGACGCCGGAACCCGUUGCGGCGCCAGCCGCGUCCACGCCCGAGCCGAAAUCAGAAGUGCCAGAUAUACCCACCAUCGGACGCCGCCGGCUGGCAUCUCCAUUUACCACGAAAAGCUACGGGCCGAGCUCGUCGAACGUCAUGGGUGCCUCUGCCGACCAGGGCCCAGCCAGGCAAAGCAGCACGUGCGGGCCCCGCCGCGGUCUACAGUCGCCCGUCAAGCUGGCCCGUAGCCGAUCCAACACGCAGAAGCGCAGGUCCCGCCAGUCGUCAGUCGAGCCCCGCAAAACGAAGCGACCCAGCCUUGCCUCCGACUUUUGGACACAACCGACGGAGCCGCUCGUCGACAAGGUUGCCUACAGCUCGACCGACAGCCACAAGCUCGAUAAGCUGUUUGUACCGCGGACCAACUUGGCUGAGCUGUUUCCCCUAUCGCUCGGAGUGAACCAGUCGCUGCCGCCGCCCCAACCCCAGUUCCAAAGGGGACUCACUGCUGCCGCGAAUGCGCCAGCUCGCCUCGGCUCACCAUUCACAACAUCAUCCUCGAGCCUUUCUUUUCCUAACCGGUACACCAAGCCGGACGAGCGGAAUGCCGCGGCUGUUUCCAAGCCUUACGCAACGGUACAACAGCCACGAGAAGUCCCCAACGCGACGCCACCACGUGGCUUGGUCGGCCACCUGGCAUAUCUUGAUGAGCGCCUCAGGGAGCUUCGACGACACGACAGCCGCCGUCGAUCCGAGUCGCCAUUCUGA
Messenger RNA from Verticillium dahliae VdLs.17, 1947 nucleotides. RefSeq lists its product as uncharacterized. The record is from RefSeq and is a predicted model, not a curated record. Lineage: Eukaryota; Fungi; Ascomycota; Sordariomycetes; Glomerellales; Plectosphaerellaceae. The transcript has a single exon. Bases 1 to 1947 code for a protein of 648 amino acids.